Eimeria acervulina is the source of this 1665-nucleotide messenger RNA. RefSeq names its product subtilase family serine protease, putative. Lineage: Eukaryota; Apicomplexa; Conoidasida; Eucoccidiorida; Eimeriidae. The record is from RefSeq and is a predicted model, not a curated record. Gene Ontology annotation, biological process: proteolysis. The coding region runs from base 1 to 1665 and encodes 554 amino acids. The transcript has 4 exons. Gene Ontology annotation, molecular function: serine-type endopeptidase activity.
AUGGCAUUUUAUUCGUCUUUUGCACUGCUCCUUUCGGUGUUCUUGAUAAAUGCAGCAAAUGCUGCACAUCAACCUUCUGUAAGGGAAAUCGUGAAAACUAGACUUAUUGCAGGAUUCAAAGAAGGCUGCAACCCUGAAGAAACAUCUCUUCGAAGUCUUCGACAAGCUGUUAAAACUGCAUAUGUUGCGUAUCAAAGACGAGAAGGAAAAACUAUUGAAUCUGCUGCUUCGUUGGUGCUGAAUGUGAAGGAGACAGCAUCAGAAGACUACACUACGUACAGCCGGAGCCAAGCUUUGUUUCAACUGCAGCUUCCUUCAGACUCUGGAGGCUACCGCUUAACGGGUUUAUCUGCUCCUUCGAAUGCAUGCAUAAUAAACAAUCAGCAUCUAAAGCGCGUCGGCGUUAGUGUGGUGUCUGUUGCAGACUGUCCAUUGGUCUCUGCAGAUAUUGACUCAGCUAUAUCUGCAUUCAGAGAUGAUAGCUGCGUAUCUUUCGUAGAAAGAGAUUCUAUUCAACGCCUUUACCCUAUCUUUGAAGGGCCUCCCAUUGAUGAAACUGCUGUACGGCCCAGCGCUCCUCCUCCUCAUCCUAGUCAGCCUUCUCCUUUGGCGUAUUGGUUAGAAGUAGCGAGCAUAGACAGAGCGUGGAAAUUGAACAAGUGCGACAGAGAAGUAGUCGUAGGAGUAAUAGACACAGGCGUUGAAGUUGAUCAUCCCGACUUGCGCAAUAAUAUUUGGCGGAAUGAAUAUGAAAUACCUGCAAACGGGAUAGACGAUGAUAGAAACGGAUAUACAGACGAUAUAAACGGCUUUGAUUUCUUUCUUAAAAGAGCACAGGUUGUAGAUCCUCAUGGUCACGGUACGCAUUGUGCGGGUAUUAUAGGUGCAACACCGAUAACAACAGUUGCACAAGGUGUUUGUAAGAAUAUCAGCAUAGCAGGUCUUCGAUUCUUAGAUGAUCAGGGCUCUGGAGCAACAUCGGACUCUAUAGAAGCAGUUAAUUAUGCUAUUGAAAUGGACUUUCAUCUUACUAGUAACUCUUGGGGGGGCCCUGAUGUAUCAAGCGGUUUAUUACAAGCAAUAAAGAGAGCUUCUGAUGUUGAGCAGCUAUUUGUUGCUGCUGCAGGAAACAGCGGAAAUAAUGCAGAUGUACGACCUGAAUAUCCAGGUGCUUAUAAAGUAGAUAAUGUUAUAUCUGUUGCUGCUACAGAUGAAAACGAUAGAUUAGCUAACUUCAGCAACUAUGGAAAGAACGCUGUACACCUCGCUGCUCCGGGUGUAUUCAUUUUAUCUACUUUUCCUCCGCAUACAGUCAAAUCUUUGUCGGGGACUUCGAUGGCUACACCUGUCGUUUCGGGUGUAGCAGCUAUGUUGCUGUCUCAUAGACCUAUGAGAGUAGCAGAGCUUAAAGAGAUUCUAUUCACAACUGCUGAUAAACCAAGAUCUCUUAAAGACAAGCUACGUACAGGGGGCCGCGUGAGUGCAGCCUACGCAAUUUGUGUAGCGAGAGCAGAAGAUCCUGAAAGCCGCAGCAUUUUGACCCGCAGCAGCAGCAGCAGCAGCAGCAGCAACAGCAGCAACAGCAACAAUUACAGCAGCGCCAAACCAAAUCGUCUGCUCAGAAAAUUCAGAGAGUUUCCACCUACGCCGACCAGGGGUUGUUAA